GGCUUUGGUCGGGAAGCCGUAUGCGCAUGUCAGUUCACUUGGACGAUCUCUUUCUGUCGUGGCAUCUGGAGGUGAGUGGUUGUGCGUGCCUUUCGCGCAUUUGGAUAAUCCGAAAAUUUCGUCAGCAAGCAUUUUGACCAGACUAGUACCAACAGGCAUACAUCAUGGGAAAGGAGAAGAUUCAUAUUAACAUCGUCGUCAUCGGACACGUCGAUUCCGGCAAGUCCACCACCACCGGUCAUUUGAUCUACAAAUGCGGUGGAAUUGACAAACGUACCAUUGAAAAAUUCGAGAAGGAAGCUCAUGAGAUGGGUAAGAGUUCCUUCAAGUACGCUUGGGUUUUGGACAAAUUGAAGGCCGAGCGUGAACGUGGUAUCACCAUUGACAUUGCUCUCUGGAAAUUCGAGACGGCCAAGUAUUACGUGACCAUCAUCGAUGCUCCUGGACACAGAGAUUUCAUCAAGAACAUGAUCACGGGAACGAGUCAGGCCGAUUGUGCUGUGCUAAUUGUGGCAGCUGGUACUGGAGAGUUCGAGGCGGGUAUCUCGAAGAACGGACAGACCCGUGAGCACGCACUUCUUGCUUUCACCCUGGGUGUCAAGCAGCUCAUCGUCGGUGUCAACAAGAUGGACUUCACCACACCCCCAUACUCUGAGGCUCGUUACGAGGAAAUCAAGAAGGAAGUAUCGUCAUACAUCAAGAAGAUUGGUUACAACCCAUCUGCUGUUGCCUUCGUUCCCAUUUCCGGAUGGAACGGCGACAACAUGUUGGAGCCCUCCGCCAAAAUGCCAUGGUUCAAGGGAUGGACUGUGGAACGUAAGGAAGGCAAGGUUGAAGGAAAAACCCUCAUUGAGGCCCUAGACGCUAUCCUUCCACCUUCCAGGCCCACCGACAAGCCCCUGCGUCUUCCUCUCCAGGACGUAUACAAGAUUGGUGGUAUUGGAACAGUACCCGUUGGUCGUGUGGAGACUGGUGUCUUGAAACCCUCUAUGGUGGUGACUUUCGCUCCCGCUGGAAUCACUACUGAAGUCAAGUCCGUCGAAAUGCAUCACGAGGCCUUGACGGAAGCUGUUCCCGGAGAUAAUGUUGGUUUCAACGUCAAGAGCGUCUCCGUGAAGGAAUUGCGUCGUGGAUACGUCGCUGGAGACUCCAAAAACAAUCCACCCAAGGGUGCUGCUGACUUCACUGCACAGGUCAUCGUGCUGAACCACCCUGGUCAGAUUAGCAACGGAUACACGCCCGUGUUGGAUUGCCACACGGCACACAUUGCGUGCAAGUUCGCAGAGAUCAAGGAGAAGUGCGACCGUCGUACCGGCAAAACUACCGAGGAGAACCCGAAGGCAAUCAAGUCCGGUGACGCAGCCAUCGUCAAUCUGGUGCCCAGCAAGCCCAUGUGCGUCGAGGCUUUCCAGGAGUUCCCUCCCCUGGGUCGUUUCGCCGUUCGUGACAUGCGUCAGACUGUCGCCGUGGGCGUUAUCAAGGCGGUGAAUUUCAAGGAUGCGACGGGCAAGACGACCAAGGCUGCCGAGAAGGCCCAGAAAAAGAAAUAACCAGCUUCCGCGGAUACGAGCCGCCGGGUGGACGCCGGAUCAUGGUAGCCGAGGCAGUUUGCCCUCUGCCAGCCCGUUGCUCGAUUCACGGAGCAUUUCGACGGAUUUUCCAUCGAAAAGAAUUCCGGAGGAAAGGCCACGGACGAGCCCUGUGCUGGCCGGGAUGGCAAACUAUCUUGGAUCGCGGUACAUCAACAACAACAACAAAAACAACAAACAUCAUAAUUUAGCUCGGCUUAAUUAUAUUUUCUAAUUAUUAUACGGAAAUAAUAAAUCCUAUAUCUGCGAUACUCUAA
Messenger RNA from Cephus cinctus (wheat stem sawfly), 1846 nucleotides. RefSeq names its product elongation factor 1-alpha (gene EF1a-F2). Gene Ontology annotation, biological process: translation; translational elongation. Gene Ontology annotation, molecular function: GTP binding; GTPase activity; translation elongation factor activity. The transcript has 5 exons. The record is from RefSeq and is a predicted model, not a curated record. The coding region runs from base 165 to 1550 and encodes 461 amino acids. NCBI's taxonomy places the organism in Eukaryota, Metazoa, Arthropoda, Insecta, Hymenoptera, Cephidae.